AUGCCUUUUGUGACUGAUGCCGAUUACCGCCAGCCAGAUGCUCUUAUUCGGAGUAUUCUGCAACAGGACAAGUCCAUGCCAAUUGCUAUUGUGGGCAUGGCUUGUCGCUUUCCCGGAGAUGCUACCAACCCUGAUAAGCUCUGGAAACUAGUUGCUGAGAAGCAAGCAGCUUGGAGUGAGAUCCCUAAGGAUCGAAUGAACGUUGAUGCUUUUUAUCAUCCAGAUGCCGAACGAGCUGGAAAUAUGAAUGCUCGAGGAGGGCAUUUCCUGAAACAGGGCCUUGGGGCUUUCGAUGCCUCGUUCUUUUCAAUUUCGCCCACUGAAGCGAAAAGUAUGGACCCGCAGCAGCGAAUCCUCCUAGAAACUGUCUACGAGGCUAUGGAAAGUGGCGGUAUGACACUUGAGGCUGUCGCAAACACCAUGACAAGUUGCUACGUGGGCUGCUUCUCACACGAUUACUAUGAUAUGGGCGACCGCGACGCGGAGAUUGCACCAAUUCAUUCUUCCACUGGUAACUCAUCAUCGAUCUUAUCCAACCGUAUCAGUUACUUCUACAACCUCAAAGGUCCGAGUUUGACCAUGGAUACCGCUUGCAGCAGUGGUUUAAUUGCUAUGCAUCUGGCGUGUCAAAGUCUGCGUGCUGGUGAAAGCAAACAGGCCGUGGUCGGCGCCACCAACCUCAUGUUUAUGCCGGAUGUAUUUUCGACCAUGUCGAAUCUACAUUUCCUCAGUCCCGACUCAAUCUGUUACAGCUAUGACAACCGUGCCAAUGGCUAUUCUCGGGGUGAGGCAGUUACUGCUGUGAUCCUCAAGCCACUUGAAGACGCGAUUCGUGAUAAUGACUCCAUUCGUGCGGUGGUGCGGAGCAGCGCCUGCAACCAGGAUGGAAGGACUUUCGGUAUUACUCAGCCAUCGCCAGAUGCUCAACAGGAACUUAUCCGAACGGCAUACCGUGAUGCUGGUCUUGAAUUUGACCAAACCGAUUAUUUUGAAGCCCAUGGCACAGGAACCCAGGCUGGUGACCCUAUUGAGUCCAGCGCUAUAGGCGCUACACUUGGGAAGAGCCGUCCUCUGGAUGAGAAUGGAAAGAAGAUGCCCUUGUACGUUGGCAGUGUGAAGACCAACAUUGGCCAUACAGAGGGUGCUAGUGGUCUUGCUGGUCUUAUCAAAGCUGUCAUUGCUCUUGAGAGAGGUGUAAUUCCUCCCAAUAUCCGAUUUGAAUCGCCUAAUCCCAAGAUUGACUUUGAAGCAUGGAAUCUUGAGGUCCCUACGGAAGUGAUGCCUUGGCCUCGUGAAGGCCAACGUCGUGCAAGUGUAAACUCAUUCGGCUUCGGUGGAUCCAACAGUCAUGUUAUUAUUGACGAUGCUUAUCAUUACCUCCUCAGCCGUGGCCUACGAGCUGGUCACCGAACCUCCCCGAAGACUAUUCUGGAUGUCAAUCGUACUAUCCCCAGCGGCAAUGAGAGCCAGGGAGCUCUCACGCUCCGAGGAAAUGGAUUCAUUAGCAAGAAAAGCAGAUUCAAUAGCGGCUAUUCCGAAAGUCUCACCAGCCACGUCAUUGAAGCAAAUGACCGCUACCGCAUCUUCAUGUGGUCAACUCAUGAAGAGAGCAUCGGAGCCCUGAACAAUACUGCUUACGCCGAGCACCUUACUGAACGUCAGAUCACUGACGAAGAAGCUUUUCUGGAUAACCUGGCUUACACCCAAUGUGUCCGCCGAUCCUUACUGGAAUGGCGAUCAUUCCUCGUCGCAAAAUCCAUAUCUGAUUUGAAAGACAAGAUCCUGAACACUCACCAAAAGCCUGUCCGAGCGCCGACGAAAGCUCAAAAGCUGGGAUUUGUUUUCACCGGCCAAGGAGCCCAGUGGUAUGCUAUGGGUCGUGAGCUCAGUCGAUACUCUAUUUUCCAUUCCCGCAUCUUGGAAUCAGAUCUGUUCAUCACAAAGCUGGGUGCCGAAUGGUCAGCGAUAGAGGAGCUAGAGAAAAGCGAGAAGGAUUCACGAAUCAACGAAUCUCUCUUUAGCCAGACUCUCUGCACGGUCAUUCAGAUGGCUCUAGUCGAUCUCCUUGCUAGCUGGGGUAUCCGCCCUCACAAAGUCAUUGGGCAUUCUAGUGGUGAGAUUGCCGCGGCUUAUGCUGCUGGUAUCUUACCAGCGGAGUCAGCUAUUAAGGCUGCAUACUUCCGUGGUGUGUACUCUGGUGCGAAGCGACUGCUGUCCGCCAAUGGAGGCAUGAUGGCCGUCGGACUUUCGGAGGAGGAGGCCGAGAAGAAGAUUGCCGCACUAGACCCAGCCAUUGGAAAGGCAGUUGUGGCCUGUGUCAAUAGUCCCACCAGUGUCACAAUCUCUGGCGAUCGCCCCGCGCUUGACAGUCUUGGUCAGUCGCUACAAGACGAGGGAAUCUUCGCCCGGCUCCUCAAGGUCAGCACCGCGUACCACUCACACCACAUGGACAUGGCCGCUGACGACUAUGCGCGAUCCAUUGCUGAUAUGGAAGUUAACCCUGUCUCCGACGUCGAGAUGUUUUCUACUGUUACUGGAGCGCUUGUAACGGCGACUGAUGUCCUGGGACCUGAGUACUGGCGCAAGAAUAUGGUGUCUUGCGUUCGUUUCAACGAUGGUCUGCAGUCCCUAUGUACAUCCCAGCCCAGUGGUAAGAGAGCACGCCGUCGUGCUGGGGUGACCGUCGACAUACUUAUGGAGGUUGGUCCUCACGCCGCUCUCGCUGGCCCCGUCAAGCAAAUCCUCCGUGUCCCUGCGCUGGAAAAGGCUGAGAUCAGUUACCUGUCAGUUCUUUCGCGCGGACAAGAUGCCUGUGAGACUGCCCUACAAGGCGCUGCAUUUCUCUUUUCCAAGGGUGUACCCGUAAAGCUAUCCAAGAUCAAUGAUCCAGACGACGUUGUAAAGCCCCAGGUGAUUGUCGACCUCCCCGCUUAUUUCUGGAAUCAUCGCAAGCGACACUGGCAUGAAUCUCGUCUGGCUUUAGAGCACCGAUUCCGUCGUCACGCACGAACAGAUUUGCUUGGAUACCCCGUGAGCGAUUGGAACCCCAUGGAGCCGCGUUGGAGGAACUUGCUUAGGCUCCGCGAGCAACCUUGGAUCAAGGGUCAUUAUGUCCAGGGCUCUUACAUAUACCCAGGAAUGGGCUAUAUUUGCAUGGCCAUCGAGGCAAUGCAUCACAUGAAGGACUUUCCCGAGUACAUUACCCCGGCCGGAGAGUUGGUUGGAUACCGCCUGAAGGACAUUAAGAUCAGCCGCGCAUUGGUGAUUCCAUCCAACGAUGAGAUGGUAGAGACACUAUUCUCCAUGCGUCACUAUAAAGAAAGUAGCUCAACUUUCUCCGAUGUUUGGUAUGAGUUCCGCAUCUUCUCAUACAACUCUGGGACCUGGCUAGAGCAUGCCCAUGGGCUGAUUUCUGCUGUUCACGAAAUCAACACGGCUGCACCAACAAACAACUUGCCCUACCUUCCAAGCUUGGAGAAAGUCAUGGCCUCGACCAACUUUUCAGGAUCUCGCUCGGCCGGGAAUAUGUACAACCUAAUGGCUGAAGUUGGACUGAACUUUGAACACCCUUUCCGGAACAUGACUGGCGAGCUCAAGUCCAACCCCGGCGAGGCUCAGGGUGUCGUCACGGUACCCAAUACCAAGGAGUUGAUGCCUUACAAUUUUGAGUACCCUCACCUCAUUCAUCCUGCUACUAUGGAUGCUUUUGUUCAAAUGAUGUUCCCGGCUUUCUUACAUGGAAAGAAUGCCUGUCCAGCUGCCUUUGUCCCCGUGUCUUUCGAAGAGGUUUUCGUCUCAACUGACAUUGCUCGCCGACCUGGAAAUACUUUCAAAUGUGCUACUACUGCGGUUCCCAAUGGUCUUCGAGAAUUGAAGACCGAGGUGCUAGUUACCGACGAGACUACCGGUAAACCAGUCGCUGGGUACAAAGGCAUGGGUUGCAGCAGACUCGAUGCCGCAUCUGCCGAAAGUCAGGAUGAAAAUGCUUCACUUCGUAAGCUGUGCUUCCACUCCACUUGGCAGCCUGAUCCUACUUUGAUGCCGCGGGAAUUUGCCGACCACAUGAUGUGCGAAAUUCUUCCUCGUGUUGAGGACUCAUCUCGUGUCUCUAACCUGGAAGCUAUUGCCUACUACUUCUACCAUAGGGCUCUCCAAAAUAUCCGUGAAGAGCAGGUAUCCACCAUGAGACCUCACUUCCGCAUGUUCUACGAUUAUCUGCAGUACCAACGUGAUUUGGUGAUGGCUCACCAGCUCCCCCACCAGACUGCCGAAUGGCAACAACUCGACGACCCUCUCAUUGCAGCAAAGAUGGAGGCACUUGUUGAACGUCUGCAGCCAACUGAUGUGGACUCCGAGAUCCUUUGCCGCGUUGGACGGCAGCUGGAUAAGAUCUUGUUGAGUGAAGCUGACCCACUGGCUAUCAUGUUAGAAGAUGACCGGCUGUAUCAGUACUACGGGCGCAUGAUCCCAACGACCACUCUUCACCAGUAUGCCACACUGCUCUCCAAUAAGAAUCCCAACAUGGAAGUUCUAGAGAUAGGUGCAGGUACUGGUGGUGCCACAGAGAGUAUCCUGGAGGCCAUGGGAGGCAACCAUGGUCGCUACCCUCGGUUCAAAUCGUACACCUUCACCGAUAUCUCGUCAGGGUUCUUUGAACAAGCUCAGGCAAAGUUCAAAGACUGGGAAGGCUUGAUCGACUUCCGUCGUCUCAACAUCGAAGAGGACCCUGUUGAGCAAGGCUUCGAGAAGCAGUACGACCUGGUCGUUGCAGCCCUUGUCCUCCAUGCUACUGCAAACAUUGACAAGACGAUCGAGAACACUCGCAAGCUCAUGAAGCCAGGUGGUCGCCUUAUCAUGGUCGAGAUCUCCAACCCACUGAACCAAGUUUUCCUGCCUUUCGGCUGCACUGCUGGCUGGUGGAUGUCAGAAGAACCCUACCGCAAAUGGGGCCCCACCAUGAACGAGGACAUGUGGCGAGAGGUUUUGAGGCGUCACGGAUUCGGCGAUUUUGCUUUAGGAGCUCCAAACAAUUUGGAUGCCAAGGACGAAAUAGGCCGUGUGUGGUCAUGCGUCGCCGUUGACCCUGCGGUUAAGGAAAUGCAAGACCAGGAAGUCACCUCAGUGAUCAUUAUAACUGAUGAUGUUGUCUCCGACUCAUCUGAGGUACUGAGGAAGACGAUUGAGCGCGGUGUAAAUGAGAUUGGUCUUGCUGUACAAACAGUCCCGCUCUCUCGCAUUGCGAAAACCCCCCUUGAGAAUACAUUCUGCGUCUCAAUUGCCGAGCUCGAUCGCCCUAUCAUUUGUGAUCUGAGUCAAUCUGAAUUUGAUUCAUUGCAGCACCUGCGGACAGGCAAAGCCCUGCUGUGGAUCUCUGAAGGAGCGAGUGGUACUUCUAAAAAUCCUGACCGUGCGCUUUUCCAUGGACUUGCACGUACCCUGCGUACCGAGAAUGAGAGUCACAAGUUGAUCACCGCCGAUUUCGCAACGAUUGACCGCCAGGAGCCUGAGGUUGCUGCGAACCAUGUGAUCUGUUUAUUCGAGUUUUUAUUGAGGGAUCCUGACUCUCGGGAAUGCGAGUUUUGGUUCGAGCAUGGCUGCUGGCAGAUUAACCGUGUCAUUGGAGUGCCGGAAGUCAAUCGUGUGAUUCAUGACAGUGUCUGGGGAGAUGCAGCGCAGCACCAGAAAAUCGAGAAACAGCCUUUCUAUCAGACGGGUCGGCCAUUGAAGCUCAAUAUCAAGACUCCCGGUCUGCUCGAUACCUUGGUGUUUGAGGAUGACGCCCGCCUGGCUGAGCCUCUGGCUCCUCACGAUGCAGAGGUAGAGGUCAAGGCAUCAGGUGUCAACUUCCGAGAUAUCAUGAUCAGCACAGGCCAAAUGCCUGACACUGCAUUGGGCUUUGAAUGCUCAGGUAUCGUCACUCGCAUGGGUUGUGAUGUCGAGAACGUCAAAGUUGGCGAUCGAGUCACCGUCUGGAGUCGCAACACUUACUGUAACUAUCUGCGCAACGAUGCCCGAGUGAUGCAACGUAUCCCAGACGAUAUGAGUUUCGAGGUUGCUGCUGCUAUCCCCAUUGUCUUUGCCACCGUUGUAUACGGAUUUUCAGACAUGGCUCGCCUAUCCAAGGGCGAGUCGGUGCUUAUUCAUGCAGCUAGUGGUGGUGUCGGCCAAGCGGCCAUAAUGUAUGCCCAAAUGCUCGGUGCAGAUGUCUUCGUCACCGUGGGGACUCAGGCUAAACGAGACCUUGUGCGUCGCGAGUUCGGUAUCCCUGAGGACCGGAUCUUCAACAGCCGUGACCUCAGCUUUGCGCGCCAGAUCAAGGAGGCGACAGGUGGACGUGGUGUUGAUGUUGUACUGAACAGUCUGGCCGGUGAGGCUCUCAGUUCCACUUGGAGCUGUAUCGCUAUGUUCGGUCGCUUCAUUGAGAUUGGCAAAAAAGACAUCAUUGAGAACCGUCUUUUGGACAUGGCUCCGUUCGUUCGCAAUGUUAGUUUCCAUGCACUUGAUUUGAACACAGUGCGCUGGUGCAAUGUUCCCCUUGCAUCCAGACUCCUGGCUGAGGCUAUGGACUUGAUUCGAUCCAAGAAACUGCGCCCGAUUAAAGCGGUGAAGACCUUCACUUUCUCCCAGAUCGAAGAGGCAUUCCGUUUUAUGCAAGCCGGUAAACAUGUUGGAAAGGUCGUUGCGGUGCCGAAUGAGAAUGACAUUGUCCCGGCCUAUCCCGUGGCUACCCCGCCUCUCGCUCUGUCCCCAGAUGCGUCAUAUCUGAUUGCUGGAUUCGGAGGUCUUGGCCAAAGUCUUGCCCGCUGGUUGGCUGAGCACGGCGCCAAAAACCUGAUUUUUGCCUCCAGAUCCGGAGCCAAGCGACCCGCCAUGAAACAGCUUAUCAAGGAGCUUGAGGAGCUCGAUGUACGCGUUGAACCUCUUUCCGUGGAUGUGACUGAUGGCCAGGCCCUGAAGUCGGAGCUACAGCGGGUCGCUGCCUUCAUGCCACCAAUUCGUGGUAUGAUCCAAGCUGCCAUGGUCUUGGACGAUCAGAUUUUCGAAAACAUGUCGCUAGAAAGCUUCAACCGUGCUGUCCGCCCCAAGGUUGACGGUACCUGGAAUCUCCACGAAGCCACAAUCGGUCAGCCACUGGACUUCUUUGUGAUCCUCUCCUCUGCGGUUGGAGUCCUUGGCAACCCUGGCCAAGCAAACUAUGGCGCUGGCAACACUUACCAGGAUGCUUUGGCAAGCUACCUGCGGUCGAUUGGGCGGCCCGCCACCGCUAUUGAUCUGGGUCUCAUGAUUGAUGUUGGUGCAGUAGCCGAGGAAGAAAGCGGAGUGAAAUUGCGCAACCUGAAGCGAAAGGGCUACGUCGGUGUCACCGAAGCCGAACUACUUGCCAGUAUGGGGUUGAUUAUCCAGGGUGCGCAGAAAGAGCAUACGUCGGUUAUCAUUGCUGGCAUUGAUGCUAGCGAAGGUGGGAGCGAGGUCUCUUGGAUGUCGAGCCCGAUAUUCUCGCAUCUGUCCAAGCUGGACAUGUUGACCUCCGGCAGCUCGAAAGAUCAAACUACGAGAUCUACACUUUCUCUGUUGAAGGAGGUUGACAGCUUUACUGAUGCUUCUGCCAUAGUUCUGGAAGCUAUCCGGGCGAAGCUCAGCCGCAACCUGAUGAUUGAUAUAGCUGAGUUGGAUCCUCACAGACCGACCAGCGCCUUUGGUAUCGACAGUCUUAUUGCUGUGGAAUUACGCAACUGGUUCCAAAAGGAUAUGAAGGUGGACUUCCCUGUAUUUGAAAUCUUGCAAGCAUCUAGCUUGCAGAGCCUUGCCUUCAAGGUUGCCGAACGAAGUGGUUUCGUUGAUGGAUCGAAGGAAUAA
Molecule: messenger RNA, 7857 nt
Organism: Penicillium egyptiacum
Lineage: Eukaryota; Fungi; Ascomycota; Eurotiomycetes; Eurotiales; Aspergillaceae
Source: the annotation of a GenBank genome assembly